This is a messenger RNA of Theobroma umbraticum, 2340 nucleotides long. RefSeq names its product NOL1/NOP2/sun family protein / antitermination NusB domain-containing protein. Gene Ontology annotation, molecular function: RNA binding; RNA methyltransferase activity. Gene Ontology annotation, biological process: regulation of DNA-templated transcription; RNA methylation. Lineage: Eukaryota; Viridiplantae; Streptophyta; Magnoliopsida; Malvales; Malvaceae. The record is from RefSeq and is a predicted model, not a curated record.
CAAAAGAGCGGCAUCGACACCGGACGGGGUUUUGCCGUUUUUGUUUGCUUGCGUAUGUUAUCCCAAAAAACAACCAGAGUGAACAAAACAUAGGCUUGUUGGGUUGCUCUGGUCGUGUUUCAAUACAAGAAACCAAAGCAUCGAUGGCAAACGUGCUGCCUCUUCAUGUCUUUUCUUCUUCACAAGCACAGAAAACUUCCUCCAGGCCAUUGAAACUCACCAAGAGAACUAACAAGUCUGACAUAUCCAUUUCUACUGCUAAAAAAGGUCUUCUCAGUCCCUCACACAAAAUCCAGAAGUUGAAUUUGGAGGUUUCUCCCCAUAGAGCUGUAUCUGCGGUGAGGUUGAUGAGAAUUGAGCUAGGCGGUGCAUUUGCUGACCUUUUAAAUGAGAAAGGAAAGGGUUCUGGUGAUAAUGAGAUGGGAUAUGUGGAAAGAACUCUUGGCUUUCGCACUCGUGCUUUAGAUGAUCGAGAUCUUAGAUUGGUUACAGAUAUUGUUGGAGGCACCAUUCGUUGGAGGAGAUAUCUUGAUCAUUUGAUUGGAUCACUAUGCCAUGAUAAAAGUGUGUUUAGCAGCAUGGAACCACUUCUUUUACAGAUUCUCCGUAUUGGUUUCUACGAAAUUGUCAAGCUUAAUAUGCCACCGUAUGCUGUUGUAGAUGAGAAUGUGAAACUUGCAAAGGUUGCUCUUCGGCCUGGUGCUGGUAACAUGGUCAAUGGGAUCCUCCGGAAGUUAGUUUUGGUUAAGGAAAAUAACUCCCUUCCUCUACCCAAAUUGGAAGGUGAUGAUCGUGCACAAGCACGUGCUCUUGCUACUCUUUAUUCUCAUCCUGUUUGGAUGGUAAGGCGAUGGACGAAGUAUCUCGGGCAAGAAGAAGCAAUUCGGCUGAUGAUGUGGAACAAUAGUGACCCCAGCUUCAGCUUAAGGGCAAACUCUGGAAAGGGAAUUACUAGAGAUGACCUUGUGACGCAGCUUAAUUCCUUGAAGGUCCCACAUGAGGUUUCUUUGCAUUUGGAUGAUUUUGUGCAUCUAAAAGUUGGUUUGCAGAAUGUCAUACGAGCUGGGCUGCUGAAAGAAGGUCUCUGUUCUGUCCAGGAUGAAAGUGCAGGUCUAGUAGUUUCUGUUGUGGAUCCUCAACCGGGUGAUGACAUUAUAGACUGUUGUGCUGCUCCUGGAGGGAAGACUCUUUACAUGGCAUCUCGGUUGAGUGGAAAAGGCAAAGUGCAUGCAAUUGACAUAAACAAAGGCCGCUUGAGAAUCCUUAGAGAGACAGCUGUUGUGCAAAAAGUCAAUGGUGUUGUUGCUACAAUCCAUGCUGAUCUUCGUGCUGUUGCUGAGAAUAGUCUACUCAAAUCUGGUAAAGUUUUGUUGGAUGCUCCCUGUUCUGGACUUGGGGUUCUCUCCAAGAGAGCAGAUUUGCGAUGGAAUAGAAGUUUAGAAGAUCUGGAACAACUUAAGAAUUUGCAGGAUGAGCUACUUGAUGCAGCUUCCACACUGGUGAGCCCGGGAGGUGUGUUAAUAUACAGUACCUGCUCCAUUGAUCCUGAAGAGAAUGAAGACAGGGUGGAUGCUUUUCUUGGCAGGCAUCCUGAAUUCAGAAUAGAUCCUGUUGAUAGAUAUGUACCAUCAGAUUUCGUUACAAAACAAGGUUUCUAUCUCUCUAAUCCGCUGAAACAUUCGCUAGAUGGAGCAUUUGCAGCUCGUCUUGUACGGGCUUUGUGAAGAAAUGAGUAGAGUACAGCAACCCUUGAUGGUCUAUGUGAAGAGCUCACUACAUGGCUGAGUUCUCUCUUUGAUACUGAGCCACUGCAGUGAAUAGCUCAUGCUUCCAGCAUUAUCAAAUCAACUUGAUUUCAUUGAAUUAACCCUAGAAGGACACAGUGCCGAAGAAUAAAGAUCUUACCAGUGCUUCAGCAUGAUUUGUGGGAGGCCCUUAAGAAACAGAUCAUACCGAUUCUGUAGCCUGAUAUAUUGCUUACCAGGCAAACUGCUAAAGCUUGCAGUCUGGUGAUGACAAUGGAAGCUGCUCGAGGAGCUUUUUCAUGGUACGUUAAAGCUGAAUUUAAACCAGCAGGUCGUUUGCACAUGGGUCUGCUUGGACAGAAUUCCUAGUAUUGGCAGGAUACAAUGUAACAGUCUUUUUCGUUUGUGAAAGUGUAUAAUGGAUGCUGGGAAAAAAAUAAUAAUAAACACUAGUAUUUCCCUUAUGAAAUACUUAAUACUCUUUUUUUUUUUUAUUUUCUGAUGAUUCAACAUUUCUUUUGUCAUAAACCCUAGUAUCUCCUCUCAUCAGAACUGUAAUUAUUUUUCAUAAUAAUUGCAUCGAGCGUCAUCGUUA